Messenger RNA from Symbiodinium sp. CCMP2456, 807 nucleotides. NCBI's taxonomy places the organism in Eukaryota, Dinophyceae, Suessiales, Symbiodiniaceae. The record is from the annotation of a GenBank genome assembly.
AUGGUUCGCGUGCGCGUGCUCUUUCCCGAGCUCCUCUCUGGUUCCCCGACUGCGGCUGGGAAGCGGAGGGCCCUGGAGAUGCAGCGGCUGUCGCCUCCGAAGACACCACGGCCCGGGGGUACGCGACGUUUGCUGACGGCUGUGGGUCAGCCAUCGGCCGAGGCGACAAAGGGAUCUUCAACGGAGGCUUCGAAAGCGGCGCCCAAGCAGGCGAAGUCGGCACGUGGACCGAAGGCGUCCACAGAGCUGACAGAAGUCCCAGCGCACAAGGACACUAUUGCAGGAGCCGAGGAUGUGAGGCUUCCUGCCGUUGCAGCUGCACCUGUCGACGACGGCCCACUGGCCGCGCCUGCCGCACCGGUGGAAGCGCCGCUGAAGAGGAGGCGCAGUGCCUGCGAGGAGGCGCAGUCAGCAGCAUCUAGCGGCGAUGACGACGUGGCCUUCAGCUGGUCGGCCCUGCGCGUCACGCGCCGGGACCUGGCCUGCCUGGAGGAGGGUAACAUGUUGAAUGACGCAGUGGUGGACUUCUUCUUGCAGCUCAUGACGAGCCAGCUGCUGCCGAACAGUGACAUCCACCUCUUCUCCACCCACUUCUACACCCGUCUGACAGCGGCGCAAGCCGCGAAUGGAAUGAUUGGCUGGGAGAACGUGAAGGGUUGGACGAAGAAGACGUCGCUGUUCUCUCGAAAGCUUGCCAUCGUCCCGAUCAACGCAGAGAUGCACUGGUUUCUGGCGUUGAUCCGCCUCGACGUCCCAGCGCCCCGGCUUUUCUUCCUGGAUUCCCUGGAGGGAGAGGAGACCAAUUGA